ACUUGGCACCGAAAUGAUAAGCACAGCAUAACAGGUGUCCUUGGGCACACGUGUGCACGCACCACGGGAACUGCUCUUUUAAAUCCACCUGUUCACGCGCCUUCCUGUGCUCUCUGCUGCUGGGAGGCUUUUCUGGGAGAAAAAAAACAGCAUUUAUUAACGGCUUGUGCAUGAAGUGGGGAAGAGCUCCUCUCAGCAGCAUCACAGCACAGCAGAUACAGCAGGGCUCCUUCUGCCGCUGUGAAUGGAUUGCUUAUAGAUUUACCUCUAAGGGAUGGUUCUGCGCAUAACCUCCUCACAUCAGUUUUUGGAGAAAGAAGCUGCAUUUCUGUGACUGCAUGAUCACCUCAGCAGCACUGUGUACAGUGAUCGCUGAUCAUGUCAAGUGCACUGAUUUGAGACCGCUUUGACUUCAGUCACAUUGCCCUUGCCAGAUGGACGCCCGGCCGAGCGUCUAGAAAGGAUUUCUGCAACAGUUUAUGGCAAACAUUGUGAAGCUCAUGGUACCGGUACCGCCUCGGUCUGUCAUGGCACCGUGAGAACUUUCAUCGUGGCCCCUCUUUUCCCCCACUUUAUAUUUUAGAUGUUUGUCGGUGGGAUUGUCAUUAUCUGGGAAAUUAUCCACCGUUUGCUUUUUCAAUUAUGUUCACUUUUGCUGCCUUCUGCUACAUGCUGUCUCUGGUCCUUUGUGUAUCUCUGAUCUUCUUUGCAAUAUGGCACAUAACAGCUUUUGAUGAGCUCCAGGCUGACUUCAAGGUGCCAAUCGAUCAGGGCAAUCCCCUUCAUGCGAGGGAGAGACUGCGAAACAUCGAGAGGAUCUGCAACCUGCUGAGGAAGUUGGUGCUACCAGAGUACUCCAUCCAUGGGCUCUUCUGUAUCAUGUUCCUGUGUGCCCAGGAGUGGCUGACUGUGGGCCUCAACAUCCCCCUGCUCUUCUAUAACACAUGGAGCAGGUACUUCCAUUCCCCAACAGACACUAAGGAGCUGCUCUACGAUCCAGCAUCCGUGAUGAAUGGUGACACGCUCAAGUUCUGCCUCAAAGAAGCCUGGUGCAAGCUGUCCUUCUUCGUCCUCUCCUUCUUCUACUAUCUCUACUGUGUGUGGAACCUGGAAAUAUCCCUCUAAUAGGUCUUAUCAGUGGGAACACUUAAAGUAUGAUCUCCUCCUUGGUUACCUCAUAACAACUGAAUUAUCAGCAACUGCUGAGAAACAGGAACGCCUCUGGACAUGCAGAAUGCCAUUUGUGUCAGUCUAGAAUUGAAUGACAGGAAAUUUAAAGUAAAAUAAAACGAAAAGGAAACAUUCUAUUGCUGUGACGUCAGUGAAUAUGAUGCAGUUGAAUUUUUUUUUUCCGCUUUGGCCCCAAAAGGAGAAUAUUUAUUCUUUACUGUAUAUAAAAACUGAAAUCUGCUGUUUACAGUUUGAAUGGUCACAGAAAGACUUGAAUUAAUCAUUGCCUGGCCAGCAUUUGUACCACACACAAACACAUCCACAGCGUCCUCUGGAGUGCUACUGUAGUCACUGCACAGUGCUGGUAUCCCAGAGGACAAAGAGCGCAGUAGUAUUUGCACAGUUUGUCUCAGGCACAGAAAGGUGAAACACUGUCCAGCCCAGAACCACUCACCGACCCUCAGUCAUUCCACGUCAAUGUCUCACUAACCAUAGCUCCAUCGGUGAGUCAGAAACAAGGGAUAGGCGGACGAGUGGACAAAUGGAUCACACCGUACAGAAAAUAAAGAGGCAGCAGGACAGAGAAUUCUGUUUCAUUUCCUCUGGACAGCACAUAAAGCCCAAGGCUUGUGGAUUUCUCUUUCUAACAUUAUGUGAUUGGCUUUUGUGAUGUGUGCAUUUUGGUGUAUUCUUUAAAAGAGGCAUUUCUAAUCAAUCUACAGCAAAGGUAUUCUAUACAGCAAAUACCUUCUUAGUGUUGUCCUAGUGUUGUUCUGUUGUGGGAAACAUUUCUAAAAUGGAAGUAAAUAAACUGAAACCUGUCAAAGCUAGAAGAGUAGAAGAGCACACAUUCUUUGCACAAAUAGUGACUUUGAUCUUGCACAAUAUUUGCAAUAUUUUAUUAUAUAUUAGGGAUCAUUUAUGAUAGUUUAGUCACACAGGUGAAGGUCUUCCAACAUGUAAAGAUACAUCCAACCCUAUUUGAAGAUGGGGAGACAAUGUGAAUCUUUUCUAGCUCUAUUUACACCAUGGGCCAAAAUGUUGUCCUUUUCAGUAUUUAAAUUAAUUAAUUUCUGUCUAUUUGUGAGAUACCAAUUGCUUGUCUCCAUGUCCUGGUUUAAAGGUCUUUCUAUAUAUUCACAUUACGAUGAGACCGAGUUAUCAGUGAAUAAAGCAGAAGAUGGAAAUGGUGCCUAGCAUUAAUGUCUUUCUCCUUGAUUUGAAUAAAAGCAACUGUAGCAACUGUUGAUUCCCAGAAAUAAAGCGGCUCCCUUCAUAUACAAAUUAGAAGUCAGUUAGCUAAUCCCUGCAGCUGCAAGGAAUUCAUUGUCUUGCUCACAGACACUUCUGCAGUGAAGCAGCUUGAACCUGCCAUGUGUAGCACAGUUUUCUAAUCGCUAGGCCACUCUGUAGAACAUCACCACAGGCCUCACUUGAUGAGCUCACUCAAGCUGAAACUCAAGGAGCAGAUAAGAAUGCUCAUUUCUUGUUGUCUUCUCUUAUUCUAAGUCAAGCAUUUUAUAUUCUUAAUGUGUAUGUGACCAACCAAGUGGAAGUCAGAUACUGUUUAUGAAAUAAAGUAUUUUAAAAUCAAAUUCUUGGUGGCUGUACUUCCAGUGCCUUCCAGUACUUUUUCAUAUAUCAUGUUCUAAUUAGAUUAUACAUGCAGAUGUACAGAAUUAUCACAAGGGAACAUGGGAGGAAGGUGGUGAGGGGUAGAAGAGAAUGAAUGGGUAAAUCCCAAUUCCCUUAAUUGCAUCUACUUUACCCUCACUUAACUUUUUCUUGUGUCUUAGUCUCGCCUGCAUAAGAUGUGAGUGUCAUGAUUCCAUUUCUUCUGCUUCCAGUAUCAUUGCAGCUACGGACUCUUUACCCUAAUCAGUGACAACUGUUUGCACCUGUUUUCAGCCCUUUAUAGGCAACUUCCUCCCACCAGGAAGCUGCCAGAUUGUUUUAACCCAUGUUCAAACUUUCCAGCGGUUUUUAUUGUGCGUGUUAUUCCAGCUAUGACCCCGGACUGCCUAACCCUUCUGAUUGUGUCUGUAUCCUGUGCACCGACUUACAUACUUCCCUUAUUGACCGUUCUUCUUGUGGAUACCUUGGAUGUGUGAGUUUGCUGGCUCUGAUCCUGGACUGGAUUAUUGACCUGAGAGUGCUACAUGUUGAAUGGAUAAUGUUGACUCCUGCAUUGUGUAUCGUUUGUUUCUGACCAGUACUCUGAUUAAAGAGACAGUGUUCUGCUUUUACUGAUCUGGCCUUCUAAUUGAGUUCACCCUCAAUAUUAUCUGCAGCUUUACACAUUCUCCUCGCUAUCAGGGACAACGUGUGAAGAGAGACAAAUCAACAAAACACCUUUACAGAGACAUGACAUGUCCUUUCAUCCAGUCUUUCAUCUUUAGCGUCUAAUCACCAACUGAUUUCCAACUGAGAUCCACAAUUAUUCACACGUCUGUGUAAGUGUGACAUAUACAGUACUAAAAAAAAGGUGUGUGUGUGUGUGUAAGCAAGUGUGUACCCGAGCUGUAGCAGGCAGGAAUUGACAGAUUGGUAACAGCCUCUCUUCCCAGUAUUCACCUGGGUGCUGUCCACAUCAUUAGCAUAUAUUUCAUCGAAAUUAAAUCAGGCGCACACUGCUGACCUUUUGCCCCCCAUCGUGUGUGGAUGUGUGCAGACUGGCAGUGAUGUAUUUGGAUUAACCCCCCUUCUGCGCCUCCUCCUCUCACCUCCCCCUGUUUCUGUUCUCUUCCCCAAAUCCUUGCCAAUAUCCAGCUGUCCCCAUAAAGCUGUGAAAUGACAUUGAGCUCUCGUCCUGCGGCUCUGGCAUACUGUGCUCAGCUGUCUGGAACCUCAGCUUUGUCUGCAAAUCUCUCUCUGUUUGUUUGACUUAUCACAGCGAGGGAGCCAGUUUUAAUCUUGCUCUUUCUCUAUGUGAGAGCCCAACAGACAUUGGGAGGAAGCCAGAGUGCCUGGAGAGAAUCCAUGCAGGCACAGGGAGAAUAUGUAAACUCCACACAGAAAUGC
Messenger RNA from Monopterus albus (swamp eel), 4191 nucleotides. It is a transcript of the gene cnih3, whose product is annotated as cornichon family AMPA receptor auxiliary protein 3. Gene Ontology annotation, biological process: vesicle-mediated transport. The transcript is spliced from 7 exons. NCBI's taxonomy places the organism in Eukaryota, Metazoa, Chordata, Actinopteri, Synbranchiformes, Synbranchidae. The record is from RefSeq and is a predicted model, not a curated record. The coding region runs from base 643 to 1125 and encodes 160 amino acids.